Messenger RNA from Aspergillus costaricaensis CBS 115574, 1573 nucleotides. RefSeq names its product putative DNA-directed RNA polymerase III RPC4. The record is from RefSeq and is a predicted model, not a curated record. NCBI's taxonomy places the organism in Eukaryota, Fungi, Ascomycota, Eurotiomycetes, Eurotiales, Aspergillaceae. Gene Ontology annotation, cellular component: RNA polymerase III complex. The transcript has a single exon. Gene Ontology annotation, biological process: transcription by RNA polymerase III. Gene Ontology annotation, molecular function: DNA binding. The coding region runs from base 302 to 1345 and encodes 347 amino acids.
UAGAGGCGGACGGUUUGGAAAUGAUUCGAGACAUUCGUCUAUGUCGAGACGCAGUCGGUCGGUUAUUGAUCUGGGUAAUACGGCGGCGGGGACUCGCGAUUACUCGUCAGAUGAGAGUGAUGGGGAGGUGCGCAUUAGUAUUGACCAGAUCAAUUUGGAUAGUGAUGAGGAGGAUCAGGAGCAGAUGAUGGUUGAUAGUAAGAAGGGGAAGGCGGCGGUCAAGUAUGCUGAUGCGGAGAAGGGGUUGCGGCCUAUUCGGGUUGAGAGACAUGAGCAUGAAGAGCGCACGGUCAGUGUCAAUAUGGAGUCGAGCUCCAGCAAGUCGGCGGAGCUGAGGGAGAAGGCGAAGGCGCAGACGAAGGAGGAUGAUGGCGCGCUCUUUGUGCAGCAGACUGAUGAUGAUGCUGCGGCUACUACGGAGGGAGAGCUCAAGGUCAAGUCUGAGCCUACGGAUGAUGAUGAUCAGGUCAUGACAGAUGUUCCGCAUGCGGAGGAGCCAGCUACGACGGACGAUGGACUGCUGCCGGUGCAGAAGGUCAAGGUGCGCAGGAAAAUUACACCCCCGUCGAACGAAGCUACGCCCCAGCCCGAAUCGGAGAUCCCUGCUGCCGUGAAGGACCCGAAGAGUUUACUACGCACGAAGGAGGAUAUCGAAGAGUACGAGCGACACGAGCAGGACCUGGAGAUUGUCAAGGACCUCUUCCAGAAGGAGCCUGAACCUGAGAAAUCGGAGACCACCACCCCGGCAGAGGGAGAGGCCCCUGCUGUGGUUGCCAACGACCAGGAUAAGGAGAAGGACAGUACAACGGAGGACAAGGACAAGGAGCAGGAGGAGGAGGAUGUCAACAAGGACAAGUUGGCGGGGCAGCUGUUCCUGAUGCAAUUCCCACCGAUGACGCCGAACCUGGUGGUACCGGGCAACAGCGAGAAUCCAGUGGAUGAAGCUACAGAGACGAUGGCGGGGCAGAGCGCACCGGAGGCCAGUGGGUCAGAGCAGACAGGCGUCAAGCGCGAAGAUGGCGUCGAGAUCCUCGAGGGUGGGGAGGAUGCCACGGCAACAGGGACAUCGUCCAAGAUUGUCACUGCAGCCGACUGGGGCCUCAGCGCCGGGCGCGUCGGCAAGCUGAACGUCCAUGCGUCGGGUCGGGUGACGAUGGACUGGGGAGGAAUCAGCUUCGAGCUGGAUCGCGCAACGGCCGUGGACUUUCUCCAAGAAGCGUUGAUCGUGUCGACCCCGCCUAAUGCAGCGGACGAGGAAUUCCCGGAUGAUGAGAAGAAGGUGUGGGCGAUGGGACAGCUGAGUGGAAAGUUUACGGUGACACCGGACUGGGGGAAGAUGUUGUAACAGGACGAUGUUGUAUGUAACAGUGAGAAGGCUGGUGGAUGUUGACGCUAUCCCACUGCUGAUGGGGCUGUUGUUGUUGUUGUGAUAGCCUUGUUUAUUUGGGAGGCAGGGAAGGGGUUUACGUCAUGCGGGAUGGCUGGGGGACAGCCGAUCGGAUGUUUUGUUCAUAGAGAUGGAAGAUAUAGAUAGAACUGUCAAAAGUUCAGAUGCCAAUGAGGAGAAACCCUG